AGUUUUCUCGUUUAUCGGAAAGCGUAAGGAUAGUUGAUCAUGCCUGAACCAGCCAAGUCCGCUCCAGCCCCGAAGAAAGGCUCCAAGAAAGCGGUGACCAAGACCCAGAAGAAAGAUGGGAAGAAGCGCAGGAAGACAAGGAAGGAGAGUUACGCCAUUUACGUGUACAAGGUGCUGAAGCAGGUGCACCCCGAUACCGGCAUCUCCUCCAAGGCCAUGAGCAUCAUGAACUCCUUUGUCAACGAUGUGUUUGAGCGCAUCGCAGGGGAAGCCUCCCGCCUGGCUCAUUACAACAAGCGCUCCACCAUCACCUCCCGGGAGAUCCAGACCGCGGUCCGCCUGCUGCUGCCUGGGGAGCUGGCCAAGCACGCCGUGUCCGAGGGCACCAAGGCUGUUACCAAGUACACCAGCGCCAAGUAACUGCUGCCCCAUCUCCUGCCCUACUCCCGGCAACACAAAGGCUCUUCUAAGGGCCCC
Xenopus tropicalis (tropical clawed frog) is the source of this 477-nucleotide messenger RNA. RefSeq names its product H2B clustered histone 12 (gene h2bc12). Gene Ontology annotation, cellular component: chromosome; nucleus; nucleosome. Gene Ontology annotation, molecular function: DNA binding; structural constituent of chromatin; protein heterodimerization activity. The record is from RefSeq and is marked provisional. NCBI's taxonomy places the organism in Eukaryota, Metazoa, Chordata, Amphibia, Anura, Pipidae.